AUGCAAGCGUAUCUAGAGAGCCUUCGAAACGUUUCGAUGUUGGGUGAACAUGAAUCCGUUGUUAACCAACAGAAGUUGAUUGAAUUAAUUGAGCAUUUGAGUUCGACUCAGAAUUGGGAGUUGUGCAGCUCAUUCUUGGUCGAAAACAUGGAAAGUUGUGAUUCCUUAGCAGCGCUGAACAGCUUCCAAAACUCCGCAGCUUUCUUUGUCUGCUGCCGGUCGGUGGAAUUAUUUAUUAAGGCUCCCAAGUCACAUCCAGACCUUGCCUCACUCUUUGGCGUUUUCCUCGAAAUUCUGAAAGAACUAGAUUCGUUUGUCCUAAACCGUGACGUCCAACUGACAUCUGACGAAGUGUCCCGAGCUAAUUCUAUCAAAGAUUCGAUGAGAGUUUCAUGUCUACCAGCAAUUAUCCACACAAUUACACAGUUUAUGCAAAACCUCGGUGCUAAUGAGCACGCCGACAGCGAACUAAUUUCAAGUUCUCUGAAGAUCCUUGGAUUAUACGCCUCGUGGAUCGAUGUUAGCCUAAUUGUGAAUAUCGAAUGCUUUUCAAUCCUGAGGACGCUUGUUUGCUGCCCUACACCGAGCCUACUGACCAGCGUUUGUCAACUCCUCAAAGGCCUCGUGUGUAAGGGAAUGGCCCCAUUUCCCGACAAACUUUCCCUAAUCAUUGGAAUUUGGUCGGAAUCUUUAGAACCUAUGAUGUCUGUUCCAGUUAUUGCAAGAGCCAUUGCCAAUGCACCUCGUCCUCAUCCAUCAGAUCCUCGCUUGGCAGGUCUCGAAGACGAAUGUUCUGAAGUCACUGAACUUCUCGAAGAUUUUUCCACCCUCAUCGGGAGCAUAGGGUAUAACUUGGUGGAGGCUUACAGGUUUGUUCUGCCUAUAUGUUGA
Dibothriocephalus latus is the source of this 891-nucleotide messenger RNA. The record is from the annotation of a GenBank genome assembly. NCBI's taxonomy places the organism in Eukaryota, Metazoa, Platyhelminthes, Cestoda, Diphyllobothriidea, Diphyllobothriidae.